Molecule: messenger RNA, 1705 nt
Organism: Danio rerio (zebrafish)
Lineage: Eukaryota; Metazoa; Chordata; Actinopteri; Cypriniformes; Danionidae
Gene: rabggtb
Product: Rab geranylgeranyltransferase subunit beta
Cellular component (GO): Rab-protein geranylgeranyltransferase complex; cytoplasm
Molecular function (GO): Rab geranylgeranyltransferase activity; catalytic activity; protein geranylgeranyltransferase activity
Source: RefSeq, marked provisional
AAUAUAUGUGUGACGGCUGAAGUCAGCCUGUAGUCCGGUCUCUUGUUUCUCCUGCAGAAUGGGGACCCAGGUGAAAGACGUGACCAUUAAGCCUGAUGCUCCUAACACUCUCUUCCUAGACAAGCAUGCAGACUAUAUUGCAGCUUAUGGUUCAAAGAAGGAUGAUUAUGAGUACACACUGUCAGAGUAUCUGAGAAUGAGUGGCAUCUACUGGGGUCUUACCGUGAUGGACCUGAUGGGUCAACUGUCCCGAAUGAACCGAGAGGAGAUUAUAGAGUUCAUCAAAUCCUGCCAGCACGACUGCGGAGGCAUCAGCGCAAGCAUCGGUCAUGACCCUCAUCUCCUUUACACUUUAAGUGCUAUACAGAUUCUGUCCUUGUAUGAUAGUGUUAAUGCCAUUGAUGUGGAUAAAGUGGUGGAAUAUGUUAAAGGACUGCAGCAAGAGGAUGGCUCGUUUGCAGGGGACAAAUGGGGUGAAAUAGAUACACGUUUUUCCUUUUGUGCAGUUGCAACUUUAGCACUACUGGGCAAACUGGAUGUGAUCAACGUAGACAAGGCCGUAGAGUUUGUGAUGUCCUGUAUGAACUUUGACGGUGGGUUUGGUUGCAGGCCUGGUUCAGAGUCUCAUGCUGGUCAGAUUUACUGCUGCACAGGUUUCUUGUCUGUCACUGGGCAGCUUCAUCAAGUCAAUGCAGAUCUGUUGGGCUGGUGGCUCUGUGAAAGACAGCUGCCAUCAGGAGGACUGAAUGGGAGGCCAGAGAAGCUGCCUGAUGUCUGCUAUUCCUGGUGGGUUCUUGCCUCAUUGAAAAUCAUUGGCAGAAUUCACUGGAUUGACAAAGCAAAACUGCGCAAUUUUAUUCUUGCCUGCCAGGAUGAAGAGACCGGAGGCUUUGCUGACAGGCCUGGAGACAUGGUGGAUCCUUUCCACACUCUGUUUGGUGUAGCCGGUCUGUCUCUGCUUGGAGAUGAGCAGAUCAAGCCAGUGAACCCUGUGUUUUGCAUGCCUGAGGAUGUGCUUCAGAGGAUUGGCCUCCAACCAGACUUACUGAGCUGAGCUUAAAUUUUCAGCAUGACCAUUUCCCGCUUCUCCUUAUACUGCACCACCAGCCCCGAUUUAAAACGGGCAAACCAGCAAACCGUGAAAAAGCUGUCACCUUCAACUCCCCAUCGGCACACCGUUUAGAGGGACCAAGGACUUUAGAAACACUCUUAACAUGGUGUGCUUUUGUUCAUCUAAAUUACAGGACUUGCUUCUGUUAGUGGGCUUGCUUUCUUUAAAGAGGCUGUUCAAAGGGGUAAUUCUGGUAUUUACAGCUUGCACUGUGUAUCAUAACCUUUAUUUAAAUGACUUUUUGGUGUCAACCAAGAGCGUUUAGUCGAUGAGGAGAGAAGUGACAAACUCAUCUCUGAUGGCUUUUCAAAAGUGAGACUAAUACAUGUUGCGUUACACUUUAACGUAUGCAUAAGAUUAAUUUUAUGUCGAAUUUCUUUCACUGUAGUCUGUUCACAUCGAUCGUGGAGGUUUUGUUGGUCUGUGGUAUUCACAAAAAGUACUGUGCAGCCAUUUUAAAAGCCAUAUUUGCUUUGGAACGGUUUUAUUUUUAGGGUUUAGGAGGCACUUUUGCUGUAAGAAUUCUGAAUAAUUCUCUCAUUAUGGCAUUUAUACCACCUGUUGUGUGCGAUGGAAUAAAUGUGUCGUUAAUGU